Molecule: messenger RNA, 1950 nt
Organism: Penaeus vannamei (Pacific white shrimp)
Lineage: Eukaryota; Metazoa; Arthropoda; Malacostraca; Decapoda; Penaeidae
Product: beta,beta-carotene 15,15'-dioxygenase
Biological process (GO): retinal metabolic process; carotene catabolic process
Molecular function (GO): carotenoid dioxygenase activity; beta-carotene 15,15'-dioxygenase activity
Source: RefSeq, a predicted model, not a curated record
GAGUUCAGUUGAUAGACGAGCCGGAGCCGAGAGAGUGAAAGACCAUCUUCACUCUCAUCUUCCACUCGCUCAGUUCCUCUCCCACUCGCUCCUCGGGACGUCGGUCACUAUGGGGCGGUCGCUCUUCUCAAUAGUCAUCCUAGCUCUGCUGACCUUCGCCCACGCGGAGCCUGACCCGCCGACCUCCUCGUGGCUCCGUCACUGCGAGAAGGACACGCCCACUCCCGUCAAGGGCGUGGUCGAGGGCGUAGUUCCUGCCUGGCUUGAAGGACGUCUUACGAGAGUGGGUCCUGGGGCGCGACAUGUCGGAGACACGUCCUACAGGCACUUGUUUGAUCCUUUGGCCCUCCUCCACUUGAUCACCGUCCAGGGGGGGGAGGUCACCUACACGUCGAAGUACCUCGACAGCGACGCCUACAGAGCCAACAUGGAAGCCAACCGCAUUGUCGUCGGAGGUUUUGGCACCGCGCCCUUCCCGGAUCCAUGUCGCACCUUGUUUGACAGCGUAGCCUCUUGGUUCUCUCGGCCACCCAAGAUUAUGGAUAACUGCCUGGUGAAUGUCCUCCAGGUGAAGGACCAGAUGGUUGCCAUGACGGAGACCGACGAAGUGAGGGUUGUGGAUCCGGAGACUUUGGACACUCUCGGAGACAAGCUGACGAUAUCGGAGUAUGUUGCAGUUCGACAAGCCACCGCCCACCCUCACGUCGAUCCGGACGGCACCGUCUACAACCUUGCUUCUUCCGGCAACAGGAACGGCCCCACCUAUAACAUCAUUUCUCUUCGCAACGGGGAGAUUGAACAGGCGAAAAUGGAGGCGUCGAUUAACGCAAGGUGGAGGUUCCAUCCAGGAUACAUGCACAGCUAUGCCAUCACCGAAAAUUACUUCAUUCUCCUCGAAACACCUUUCACGUUUAGCAUCGGUGCCCUCCUGGCCGGCCAAUACUUCGGCAAAAGCUUCGAGGAGGCUAUGGUGUGGUUCCCCAACGAGAAGGUCCACUUCCGGGUGAUUGACCGGCGGACCGGGCAGGAGCACCCGACCACCUUCACCUCCGACGCCUUCUUCACCUUCCAUCACAUCAACGCCUACGAGACGAGUGAUGACAUGCUGGUCAUCGACGUCUCCCACAUCCAGUCGGGGGAGAUCGUGAAGUCUCUCUACUACUCCAAUCUCAAAAAGGCCAACGACGACCCGACGAAGUUGAAAUUCGACUCUGUGGCCAAGAGGUUUAUCUUGCCCUUGGGAGAUGUCAGCGGAAUGCCCGACGAAAGUGAGCUCCUGGAGGGCGUGCCAGAUGCCAAAGUGGAGAACCGCGCAGGAGACUCAGCUUCCGCAAAGAAAGUCAGUGACAACACUAUUCACCUUGAGGCCCUCACCCUCAACCCUAUUUUCUUUGAAAUGCCAAGGAUAAAUUAUGACUACAAUGGUAAACAAUACCGCUAUGCUUACGGCGCAAGUAACGAAGGGAUGGUCCUCGACUUUACAACGCUGGUCAAGUUAGACGUCAAAACAGGAGAGGAAAAAGUAUGGACGGACCCUGCAUACUUCGUCUCAGAACCAGUCUAUGUGGCUUCUCCUGACAGCAAGUCCUCUGGAGUAGAAGAUGACGGUGUAGUGUUGUCUCUCCUACUUCACAGGACGAAUCCUCGACUUAUUUCAUUUUUAGUUCUAGACGCACAAAAUUUCAACCAGAUUGCCAAGGUUGACUUUGAAGCCCAAGGGACUGUAACGCCUACAUUCCAUGGUCAAUUUGUCAGUUCAUUCGACCAGGUUCAUGGUUAUUAAAUCACUUACGAUGUAGCAUAUCCAUAGUCAUUAAAUUAACUGCAGUGUGGCAGAUCCAUGGUUAUUGAAUUACAUAGUGUAGCAAAUCCAUGGUCGUUAGAAUGCUUUGCAUGGCAAAUCCAUUUACUGUGUUGAUAAAACGGGAGAAACAUAACUCUUUUUGGGUA